Salvia miltiorrhiza (redroot sage) is the source of this 1824-nucleotide messenger RNA. Its product is annotated as mitogen-activated protein kinase homolog NTF3. The coding region runs from base 392 to 1510 and encodes 372 amino acids. The transcript has 3 exons. Gene Ontology annotation, biological process: protein phosphorylation; intracellular signal transduction. Gene Ontology annotation, molecular function: ATP binding; MAP kinase activity. The record is from RefSeq and is a predicted model, not a curated record. Gene Ontology annotation, cellular component: nucleus; cytoplasm. Lineage: Eukaryota; Viridiplantae; Streptophyta; Magnoliopsida; Lamiales; Lamiaceae.
UUAGAUAGCUACCGUAUAACGAAUCCUAACAUUUACUUUCAAUUAUUUUUUUCCUUUAAAAUAACAAGAUAUUAAUAUUAUCCACAAAUUAUCUGUUGCAGUGAAAAACAACAGAAAAUUGAGGUAAAUUAUUGCUGCAGAUCCUUCUGCUGCAAUUCUGUGAAUUCGAAGCAAGUUCCAGGUGAAUUCACCUUUUGACUCGAGUGAAAUUCCUCCAUAAUCUAUCGCAAUUUGAGUGAAAUUAGCGCUGAAUCGGAGCUUAACAUGGGGAUCUAUGGCAGGGUUUAGGGCUAAUUUGAGCAAUUAGUGGGAAUUCGGACGGGAGAAUGAAUAAUUUUGAGGUCUGCCGCGCGAUUUGAAGAUAUUUCAGGACAAUAUCGGUGUAAAAGACAUGGCAACUCCAGUGGAACCUCCAAAUGGGGUAAGAUCUCAAGGAAAACAUUACUACUCCAUGUGGCAGACGCUUUUUGAGAUUGAUACAAAAUAUGUUCCAAUCAAGCCCAUUGGUCGAGGUGCCUAUGGCAUAGUGUGUUCUUCAGUUAACAGAGAAACUAAUGAAAAGGUUGCUAUCAAGAAGAUUCACAAUGCCUUUGAAAAUCGUGUCGAUGCACUAAGAACUUUGCGCGAGCUGAAGCUUCUCCGGCAUCUCAGACAUGAAAAUGUGAUAGCUCUUAAAGAUGUAAUGCUCCCUAUACAAAAGGGAAGUUUCAAAGACGUGUACUUGGUUUACGAGCUUAUGGACACAGAUUUGCAUCAGAUCGUCAAGUCCUCUCAAGCACUUACAAAUGACCAUUGCCAGUACUUCCUUUUCCAGUUACUAAGAGGUCUGAAGUAUCUUCACUCAGCAAAUAUUCUUCAUCGUGAUUUAAAGCCUGGAAACCUGCUCAUCAAUGCUAACUGCGAUCUUAAAAUAUGUGAUUUUGGGCUUGCUCGUACAAGCAGCAGUAAAGGUCAGUUCAUGACCGAGUAUGUGGUUACUCGCUGGUAUCGGGCCCCAGAGCUCCUUCUCUGCUGUGACAACUAUGGGACGUCUAUAGAUGUAUGGUCUGUAGGGUGUAUCUUUGCAGAACUUCUUGGUCGAAAGCCUAUAUUUCCCGGUACGGAGUGUCUUAACCAGCUAAAGUUGAUUAUCAACAUCCUUGGCAGCCAAAAAGAAGAUGAUCUCGAUUUCAUCGACAACCCAAAGGCGAAGAAAUACAUUAGAACUCUUCCAUACUCCCUUGGGACCCCCUUUACCCGUCUCUAUCCCCACGCCCAUCCUCUGGCGAUUGAUCUAUUACAGAAGAUGCUCGUCUUUGACCCUUCAAAGAGGAUAAGCGUCACUGAUGCGCUCCAACACCCGUACAUGUCCCCCCUGUACGACCCGAGAUGUGAUCCUCCAGCGCAGGUCCCAAUCAACCUCGACAUAGAUGAGGAUUUAGAGGAAGGGAUGAUUAGAGAGAUGAUGUGGAAGGAAAUACUGCACUACCAUCCAGAAGCUGCUCCUGCAACCACCGAGAUCGCCAUUUGAGCUUCGAGUGCUUGAGAAUAAGAACUCGGAGCGUCCUCGUAAGUUGUGUUCUCUUUCAAACAUAAGUUAUCAUUUCGGUUCCCUUUUUUUUUGUUUCCCUUUUUUAGGCUCUUAUUUCAAUAAUCAUGAGAAGCAAUGGCAUUAACAGUUUGAGCUGCUAAUGUUCUACUAUUAUCGGCAUUUGGAAUGCGGUUCACGGGCUUGACCUCUUUGAUGAGCAAUUGCCUUGUAAUCUGUACAUAGGUCUGGUGUUGUAUGCCAUCAACAUUUCCUGUACAUUACUUAUCUCUCUAUCAAAAAGAAAAGUUGUGCUA